Molecule: messenger RNA, 986 nt
Organism: Colletotrichum godetiae
Lineage: Eukaryota; Fungi; Ascomycota; Sordariomycetes; Glomerellales; Glomerellaceae
Exons: 1
Coding region: 131-727 (198 amino acids)
Source: RefSeq, a predicted model, not a curated record
AGGUUUCCUGAUUUUGCCAAUGCGCCGAAGUUCUACUGAACUGGUGCGGAUCCAUCACGGGACUAGCAGCCUAGAGAGAUAGGACUAGUUGGUAGGACUCGAGUACAUACCAGCGUCCUCAGCCUCACUUAUGGCUGUUUUUGAAGCCACCCACCACCAUCUACCUACAUGUGCCGAGUUGAGUGUAACUUUACUUAAUUCGUCAUUCUCCUCUGGGAUAAAGAAUAGACCACCCAACAUAGAUUACAUCGUAAUUUACCCCAAUUUUCGACUCUCCCGGCACAUUGGGGUGGCAAGCUGCCAGCUAUCUCCUAGCGCGGAUAUACCGGUAGCAGAACCAAGAUCAAGUCUCCAAGCAGCAUCCAGCAUUUUCUUUCUCGCACACACCACUAAAAAGACUCCCUUUCACCGACGCAAUGCGCUCGCCGCUCGCGCACUAGCACCAUAUAGCAAGCCAAGAGUAAAGCAAUGUCAUCUCAAACCCAAGCACCAGAUGUCACAACCGAGACAACCGACUGGGCGCAGCGGUGUAGACUACGAACAUGUCUUGAUGUCCUCUCCGGUGAGGUUUCUGCUUCGGCUGGGGUUAUGUUGCCUUGUAGGUGUACUAAUCCGCUGGUGUCGAGGGACCUUAGCACGUUGGGGUGGGGGGUGUUCAUUGGUGAUGAUAGGAGGGAUUGGGAUAGGGGGUUUCUGGACUGGAUUCUGGAGUGGUGGAGGGAAUUGAGAGAGAUACUGGAAGGGGACUGUAGGAGAGGAGGACUGUGGGAUUGUGGGGUUCUGUGAGGGUUCGGUUGGUUGUCGUUGGCUGUGGAAGGCUAUGGUUGUGUUUACGUGAACCUGGUUGCUGGGCUUUUGGAAGAUACACUCGCCGUGUUCGACAACGUGGAUUGGGGAGAGGAAGUCACUUAAGAGAUUGAAGAUGUUGGCUGGUUCAACUUCUGCGGAGGCCACGAAAUUUAUACAUAUUGCAUCUUCUUCCUGCC